This is a messenger RNA of Komagataella phaffii GS115, 2415 nucleotides long. Its product is annotated as Subunit a of vacuolar-ATPase V0 domain, one of two isoforms (Vph1p and Stv1p). Gene Ontology annotation, biological process: proton transmembrane transport; vacuolar acidification. Gene Ontology annotation, molecular function: ATPase binding; proton-transporting ATPase activity, rotational mechanism. The transcript has 2 exons. Bases 1 to 2415 code for a protein of 804 amino acids. The record is from RefSeq and is a predicted model, not a curated record. NCBI's taxonomy places the organism in Eukaryota, Fungi, Ascomycota, Pichiomycetes, Pichiales, Pichiaceae. Gene Ontology annotation, cellular component: fungal-type vacuole membrane; vacuolar proton-transporting V-type ATPase complex; vacuolar proton-transporting V-type ATPase, V0 domain.
AUGGCUGAACAGGAAGCUAUUUUUCGAUCGGCUGAGAUGUCCCUCAUUCAACUGUACAUUCCGACCGAUAUAAGUCGAGAGGCUAUUUUCACACUAGGUAAUCUUGGGGUCGUCCAAUUCAGGGACCUAAAUAAGAGUGUAAAUGCGUUCCAGCGUUUCUUCAUUGACGAGAUCAAGAAACUUGAUAACGUCGAAAGGCAGCAUAGGUUUUUCCAAUCACUGUUAAACGAAAACCUCAUAGAAUCAAAGGCUGACCCAUAUUCAGACGAAUCCUUCAAUUACACAACCAUUUUAUCUAAAGAUCGUAUUGAUGAUUUAACUGAAGGGGCCCAGUUUUUGGAAGAAAGACUGUCCCAACUGGUAGAGUCUCAGCAAGAUUUACAGAAGAAAAAAAUGGAGCUCCAACAAAUGCAACAUGUUCUAAAGGCCAGCGAUGGGUUUUUUCUUGUCUCUGGUACCCAGGAUUCGUUUGGAGAACUUCAACCGGACAGUUUUCUGGAAAAUGGAGGUCUUGCCGAUGUCAGUUACGUCACUGGUGUUAUCAAUAGAGAAAAGUAUUCUGUUCUGCAACAGAUACUUUGGAGGUCCCUACGGGGUAACUUGUAUAUGAAUUUUGAAGAGAUUGAAGAACCUAUCUACGAUACAAAUAGCAAGAAAUUUGUUGACAAGAAUGCUUUCAUAAUCUAUGCUCAUGGUGAAGUUAUUCUUUCAAGAAUUAGAAAGAUAGCAGAGUCACUUGAUGCAGACUUGUAUUUUGUAGAGCAAGAGAGAGCACAAAGGACAAAACAGUAUGGCAAGGUCCACGAAAGACUCGCAGACAUUGCCACAGUUCUGAGCACGAUUGAAAGAGCUUUAUUCGCAGAGCUGACUAUUAUUUCCCGAGAAUUACACGGAUGGUCCAAUGCCAUUAGGAUCGAAAAAUCAGUUUACCACGUAAUGAACACUUGUCACAAUGAUUUACAAAGGAAAUGUCUAAUUGCCGAAGGCUGGGUUCCGACUUUCGAUUUGGAAAAAGUUCAAGACAGCCUGGAACGAAUUUCGAAUUCGUCGCCUGCAGACGACCCUGUGCAGUAUUCCAUUCCAAUUAUUGUUAACACCUUAAGCACCACCAAGAUCCCGCCAACUUAUCACAAAACCAAUAAGUUUACUGCUGCUUUCCAAUCUAUGUGUGAUGCUUACGGUGUUGCAAGUUAUAGAGAGAUUAAUGCAGCCCUGCCAACAUCUGCCACAUUUCCAUUUAUGUUUGCUAUCAUGUUUGGAGACUUGGGUCAUGGGUUUCUUAUGUUCCUUGCCGCGGCAACAGAUGAAAUAUUCGAUAUGGCCUACGUUGGACGAUAUAUUCUGUUGUUGAUGGGGCUUUUCUCUAUGUACACUGGUUUUCUGUACAAUGAUAUCUUCUCCAUAUCGAUGACCUGGUUCAAGAGCGGCUGGAGUUGGCCGUCACGUUGGAAUGAAGGCGAUUCGAUUGAAGGACGCCAAACUGGUGUGUACCCUAUUGGAUUGGAUCCGGCCUGGCACGGGACUGAGAAUGCGCUGUUGUUCUCUAACUCUUACAAAAUGAAAUUGUCAAUUCUUAUGGGAUUCAUCCACAUGACAUAUUCUUACAUUUUCUCAUUGGUGAACUAUCUUCACUUUCAAUCUGUUGUCGAUAUAAUUGGUAAUUUCAUUCCCGGAUUACUAUUCAUGCAAGGAAUAUUUGGUUACCUUUCCAUUUGUAUUGUCUAUAAAUGGACUGUGGACUGGAUUGCUAUCGAAAAGCCUGCACCUUCAUUGUUGAACAUGCUCAUCUCAAUGUUUUUAAGCCCUGGAAAUGUUACCGAGGAAUUGUAUCCAAACCAGGCUAGUGUUCAAGUGAUUCUACUUUUGGUGGCUUUAGUCUGUGUCCCAUGGCUAUUGCUGUUUAAACCUUUGCAUUUCAAGUUCACUCACAAACAAAAGUAUGAACAUCUUCCUUCAAGUGACGAACCAUCUGACGAAGAAGCGAACAACUUUUUGUCCUCACUAAAUAUUCAAGACGACGAGGAACAUGAAGAACAUGAAUUUGGUGACAUAAUGAUUCACCAAGUGAUUCACACUAUCGAGUUCUGUCUAAAUUGUGUUUCCCAUACCGCUUCUUAUUUGCGACUAUGGGCUCUGUCCUUAGCUCAUGCUCAGCUUUCCUCGGUUUUAUGGUCCAUGACAAUAGGCUCCGCAUUUGGAAUGACUGGUUUGCUGGGAAUCAUAUUUACUUUCGUCAUGUUUGGAAUGUGGUUUGUUCUUACUGUAUGUAUCUUAGUUGUUAUGGAAGGUACCUCAGCGAUGCUUCAUUCUCUGAGACUACACUGGGUUGAAAGCAUGUCCAAAUUUUUCGAAGGUGAGGGAGCGCCUUAUCGGCCAUUUGCUUUCAAAAUCGUGCUGCUAGAUGAUGAAGAAUAA